AUGUCGGGCGUGGAGGUGGCCGGCUUGGCGAUUGGUCUGCUGCCAAUCAUCUUUUCCGCCAUCAAUAACUAUCAGAGCCUGGUCUCGCGGCCGUUUUCUCGCUAUUCAUCGUUCUCUAAAGACGUCGACAGAUACUUGACGAGACUGGAUAACCAAAGAGUCAUCUUUCGUAAAGAUUGCUUCCUCCUGCUAUCGGACCUGGUCAAUAGUGACGACGCUGAUUUGAUGCUUGCGAACCCUGAAGAAUAUCACCAAUAUUGGUCUGACGAAGGAUUGGACUAUCAAUUGGCUGACAUCCUGGGUGAGUCACGACAACAAUGUAUGCGAACACUUGAGCAAAUAGACUCCAUUCUUGCAGACAUCGAGCAAGAACGAGUAAAGUUAACAAAAGCGCUGGAAAAUGAAACCGAGGGGGAUAGAGAGAACAAGAUACUCGCGAAGACUUGGAGGAGGCAUGUCAGAGCGAAGCUGAAGUUCUCUUUUUCGGAGACACGUCUCUCACAAAACCUGAGCGCAAUGACUGAUUUCAUACAUGACUUUAAGAACCUACGGUCAUCGUUAGACAAGCCAUGCAGAUCCAUGAAGCUCAAUGAUGUUUCCUCACAGGGCUCGAAAUCCCGAGAGCUCCAAAUGCAUCAGACGAUAGGUGAAGCGUCUCAAGGAGUCUAUGAAGCGCUCCAAAGUGCUUGCAAUAAGCACAUCGAGCACUGCGCACAUCUUUGCGUAGAGGUAGAGCAGGUCAGUGGAAGGAGCGUGUCUUCGCCACAAUUCAAAUUUAGUCUGUCAUAUACCAGCGUGGCGGCGCAGACUGAGCCCUUGUGGUUCGCCAUCGAGACGGUAAUGAAUGAGAUCGUGCUGGGUGCUAGGCAGACCAACGUUUCAUGCGAUAGUCAUGAAGUCAGAUCACUGAAAAGGUCCCGAGAGCCAGGACCAGAGCCUCCAUCCAAGGAGAAGAAGGGCAAAUGCUUGAGGUUUACCAUACCACCCACAAUUGACAUGAGGCUACCGCAAGCCACGCCCGUUGAUCAAAAUUUGGCAACGCAGGAUCGAAUCAAUGGGGACUUCUGCGACUUCCUGCGUCGACACUGUCGCUGUUCUGGCAAGCAAAGUACGAAAGUCGGCAUCUUGGGGAACAAAGCAAGGUGGAAAAGCCUGGUGUAUCCAAUGGAGCCGAAAGCCAAGACUCAGCAUCUUCAAUCGAUGUCGCUCCGAAACAUCAUCUCGCUGAUAUCAAGAGAUAAUCUCCGGCGUUUCUCGAUAUAUGAACGUCUUCAUCUCGCCAAAACCAUCUCUGUUGCCUUCCUCCGACACCACACCACGGAAUGGGGCCGAGCAUGCUGGGAGAGCGAAAAUAUAUGCUUUUUCGAUAUCAACCAGGACGGCACCGAUAAGCCGAUACGGCUGACAUCUCCACACCUCAAUGCCAGGAUAUGUGGACCUAAUGGUACGCCGCCGGCUAGUCAAAGGACCAAUGCAUCAGGCUCUCGCAACACGUUACUCUUCAACCUCGGCGUACUCUUUCUGGAGAUUGCGCACUCGGCAGACUGGGAGACCCUCAAAAGACGGCAUUUCUCCCACGUUGAAGAUCAGGGGACGUAUGCAGAUUUCCUCCACGCUCGAAAGCUGGCCAAGAUGAGAUCCUCUGGGAUCCCUGGGAAAUAUCACGACGUGAUUGAGAGGUUGAUCGAAUGUGACUUUGCUCAAGGUGAUGAUUUGAGUAAGCCAGGUCUGCAGGCUGCUUUCCACCGUGAUGUCAUUGGGCCGUUGGAGGAUGUUGAGACGCGGUUGAAAGAGCUGAAUUUGGACGAGUAA
Molecule: messenger RNA, 1812 nt
Organism: Bacidia gigantensis
Lineage: Eukaryota; Fungi; Ascomycota; Lecanoromycetes; Lecanorales; Ramalinaceae
Exons: 2
Coding region: 1-1812 (603 amino acids)
Source: RefSeq, a predicted model, not a curated record